UUAAAGUUACCUAUUUUAAAAAAAAAAAAAAAAUCCCGUAAGUUGUGAUUUUUGAAUAUUGAAACAUUUCCAUUCUACCAAAAUUUUGCCUUAUUUUGACUAUACCAAGACAAGAUACCCAAAAUCGGUUGAAUUGGAAGUUGUUCCACAGACCAUUGCCCCACUACUAAUGUGCGCACUACGUGUACCGGCCAUUGCUGCCACUGGCUUUGCAGCACAAUCGAUUCUCAGAAGGGUAGUUCCGUCAUUUACAUCUUCUCGUCCCACCACUCAUAACUUCUUUUCCGAUAAUACCCUCAUCCUUCGAACACCUCUGUAUCCCUCAGCUUUUGGCAUAUGCAGCCUACCACAGGCUGUUAAGGGUGAUGCUGAUGUUUUACUGAAAGGAGUGGCAGACAAGAACACCAUUGAAGAUGUGAAGCGUAUUGUUGAACUGGCGAAACGGGCAUCAUUACGACGAGAAGUUUUACAUACUGAUUUUCUGACUCCGCCUGUCAUAAAAGAGUCAAUGCAAGUCUUAGAAAAGUUAGCUGACCUCAAAAUAGUUGCACAAGGAGGAUACCCAGAGGCCGAACGAUGCCGGCUGUCACUUGGACACCCGGAGGCAUUAACAAGUGAUCCAGAUAAUGUUGCAGCCUUGAGUAUUUCAGGGAACUUUUCAUUUCAACCUUAUUCUCACGGUGAUUUCCUUGGUGCAAUCCUUGGUACGGGGAUUACAAGGAAUAAGCUGGGAGAUAUACUCUUGCAGGGUGAAAAGGGAGCUCAUGUUCUUGUUGUUCCAGAACUUUCUGACUUCCUUAUAUCAGCACUGGACAAGGUUGGAAAUGUUUCUGUCUCUUGCAAGAAGAUUCCAUUGCUUGCUCUUGAAUAUGAACCGCCAAGGACAAAGUCCUUAAAAGCCAUUGAGGCAUCAUUGAGACUUGAUGCGGUAGCUAGUGCAGGAUUCAAAGUUUCACGAACUAAAAUGUCCAGUUUGAUUAGUAAUGGAGAUGUUCGUGUCAAUUGGAGCACUGUGACGAAAAGCAAUACUACAAUUAAGACUGGAGACAUGAUAUCAGUUAGUGGAGAAGGCAGACUUAAAAUUGGAGAAAUAAGCUCAACAAGGAAAGGAAAGUUCGCUGUUGAGCUCAUCCGGUAUUUGUAAAGCAUGAAGUUAUUUGGCGAUAUUGAUUCAAACGACUCAAAAGCUGCUAUAGAUACUUAUCAAGCACUCAUUUGCCAUGCCACCGCUCUCACACUGACAAAAAUAUGUAUCCUUAUACUGAUAUGGCGAAAUAAUUCUCUCAAGUUCGCCCUGUUACAGCUGUGCGCCUGAGGCUGGUUCUCUAUUGUCUGCAACUCAGCAUUUUUCCUGGUUCAACUUCUGUUUGAUGGAGAGCAGGAAGGUGAUGGACGAGACAUGUUUGAACUUGUUCAUUCUAAAUGUCUCUGACUCCUCUCUAGCAAUUUCCUA
Lycium ferocissimum is the source of this 1453-nucleotide messenger RNA. RefSeq lists its product as uncharacterized. The transcript is spliced from 10 exons. Gene Ontology annotation, molecular function: RNA binding. NCBI's taxonomy places the organism in Eukaryota, Viridiplantae, Streptophyta, Magnoliopsida, Solanales, Solanaceae. The coding region runs from base 170 to 1144 and encodes 324 amino acids. The record is from RefSeq and is a predicted model, not a curated record.